This is a messenger RNA of Brachypodium distachyon (stiff brome), 2212 nucleotides long. RefSeq names its product putative methylesterase 14, chloroplastic. The coding region runs from base 754 to 1944 and encodes 396 amino acids. Gene Ontology annotation, molecular function: methyl salicylate esterase activity; methyl indole-3-acetate esterase activity; methyl jasmonate esterase activity. The transcript has 5 exons. Gene Ontology annotation, biological process: salicylic acid metabolic process; jasmonic acid metabolic process. Lineage: Eukaryota; Viridiplantae; Streptophyta; Magnoliopsida; Poales; Poaceae. The record is from RefSeq and is a predicted model, not a curated record.
UGUGAACUAACUGGAAAAAGAAAAAAUUAGUAGCUAAUAAAGGAGUAGUCCACUCGCUUAUCAAGAGGAAGAUUACAAGAAAGAGGUCUAUUUCUUCAUCCACGAGACAGCGAGAGAGAGACAGAAUUCCCCGGAAACCGCCGCCCAGGGCAGCAGCCUCUUCCUGCUGCUUUGUCUCUUCCAAACAAAGGUUAAAUCUUUUUCUCCGCGAAUCAUUCUGUAAGGUAUAGAAGAUCCAAAAGAUGAUACAGGGAGGAGGGAGAGAGAAAGGGGAAUAAAUCGUUUGCGGGGGCGAGAUUCGUGUGUGGGGAGAUGUGGAGUUAGGUGCUUGGACCAGUCAUAAAUUCUGCCCUCGUUCUUCUCCUUCUUCUUCUUCCAGAUCUGUUCCCGUGCUUCGACUUUGGGCGCCGGACGCCAGGAGGAAGAGGACACUCUUCUCUCGCUCUUCGAGCUUAUCUUUCUCCUGAUUCUGAAAAUUUCCCCGGAGGAAGUUUGUCGUUCCUUUCUGAGAAGUUUGUUUUGCCGCUGAUUUCCUUCCUCUGUGUGAGUCCACACCGCUCGAACCAGAAAUCGAGACCUUUUCCCCCCUCCUUGCUUGAAUCUCACAGCUCGCAGCCUUUUCCCGUCUCGAGUUUUCAUCGGCUCAGGGUCGGCUGUUGCUGCUCGUCUUUGCCGAUUUGUCCUCAGGCAAAGCUACUACUCCAGUACUAUUGUUUUUCUCGGCCAGUUUCUUUUUGUCUGUCUCUCCUUCCGAUGGGCAACGCGUUCGCGUGCAUGUCGCGCAAGGAGCGGCGGGGCGCGGCGGCGUCCGGCGUGUCGCGCAGCAAGCGGAUGGGGAGCGCGCGGUCGGGGCGCGGCGGGGCGGCGGCGGCGGCGAAGCUGACGCCGGCGGAGGAGGAGCUCCUGCACCGCCAGGCGCUCGCCAUGGCCAUCCACCAGCACCUCGACGCAGGCGGCUCCAUGUCGCGCCGCAUCGACGGCGGUGGCGGUGGGGGCUCCAUGUCCCGCCGCAUCGGACCCGGCGGCUCCGCCAGCUCCCGCCGCCACGGCAACCUCCCGGACUCCGUCGCCAACGCCAAGGCUGUCCAAAUUGUCUUAGAGAACUUAGAAACCAAGAAAAUCGUUCUUGUCCACGGGGAAGGAUUUGGCGCCUGGUGUUGGUACAAGACCAUCUCUCUCUUGGAGGAAGCUGGUCUUGAUCCUGUUGCCUUAGACCUCACUGGUUCUGGCAUAGACCACACUGAUGCUAACAGCAUAGCUACAUUGGAAGAUUACUCAAAGCCACUAAUGGAUUACCUCAAUAAACUCCCUGAGAAUGAGAAGGUAGUUUUGGUCGCCCAUAGUUGUGGAGGUGCGAGUGUGUCAUACGCCUUAGAACACUGCCCGAAAAAGAUCUCGAAAGCUGUAUUUCUUACUGCCACAAUGGUUAAGGAUAGCCAGAGGCCCUUCGACGUGUUCUCUGAGGAACUCGCAUCAGCAGAUGUUUUCUUGCAAGAAUCACAGUUUUUACUCUAUGGAAAUGGAAAGGACAAACCACCAACUGGACUCAGGUUCGACAAACAGCAGAUCAAGGGGCUAUAUUUCAACCAGAGUCCUUCCAAGGAUAUCGCGCUGGCCACGGUGUCCAUGAGGCCCAUCCCGCUAGCUCCAAUCAUGGAGAAGCUCUCCCUGACCCCGGAGAACUACGGCACAGUGCGCCGCUACUUCAUCCAGACGCUCGACGACCGCAUGCUGUCACCCGACGCUCAGGAGAAGCUGGUCCGGGACAACCCGCCUGACGGCAUCUUCAAGAUAAAAGGCGGUGAUCACUGCCCCUUCUUCUCCAAGCCGCAGUCCCUCCACAAGAUCCUGCUUGAGAUCGCGCAGAUCCAGGCCCCUGCCGCACUGUUCCCGCCGGGCACCAAAGCAGAGACGGCCGGAGAGGAGAGCGCCAACAAAUCAUGACUCUUCGGAGUAAUGCUUGUGCAUAUACAUGAAAAAAAAUUGAGUAGCACAUAGGUUUGCUAAAAGGCGAUAACAGGAUGAAAUGAAAUCGGGACCGGUCAGUCAGUCAGUGAGUCAGAUAUGAGAAUAAUGUACUGUAGUUGUUAGCUGAAGAAGUUUCUCUGUUUCUUUUGUGAUGAUGAUCAAAGUAUAGUGGAUGGGCCUGUGAGAGAUGUGGUUUUACUUUAUUACCCCUGUGAAUUGAAUGAUCAGAAGAAGUUCAGAACAU